UGCAGCUGACCAAUCACAACAGCUGUUACUUGACAGCUGCGUCAUUUCCCCUCGUGUGUAUAAAAGCCACCUUCCUGCGACCCACAUCAUCAGUUUCCAGCAAACUUUUGUCAACACAACAACGUCCGUACUUUCUUUAAACAAAAAAGAAAAAACUAUAACAAGAUAUUCAGCCAUUUUGAAUUACUUCUAUUGAACAAAAAAAGGGAUCAAUAUGCAGAUCUUUGUUAAAACAUUAACUGGUAAGACCAUUACCUUGGAGGUAGAGGCAUCUGACACAAUUGAAAAUGUCAAGGCCAAGAUUCAAGACAAGGAAGGUAUCCCACCAGAUCAGCAAAGAUUGAUCUUUGCUGGCAAGCAACUUGAAGAUGGUAGAACCUUGUCUGAUUACAAUAUUCAGAAAGAGUCUACAUUGCAUUUGGUACUUCGUCUUCGUGGUGGUAUGCAAAUAUUUGUCAAAACUUUGACUGGAAAAACAAUUACUUUAGAAGUUGAAGCAUCUGAUACUAUUGAGAAUGUCAAGGCUAAAAUUCAAGAUAAAGAAGGAAUUCCACCAGAUCAGCAGAGAUUGAUUUUCGCUGGUAAACAAUUGGAAGAUGGUCGUACAUUGUCUGACUACAAUAUCCAAAAAGAAUCAACAUUGCACUUGGUACUUCGUCUUCGUGGUGGUAUGCAAAUUUUUGUAAAAACUCUUACUGGUAAAACCAUCACCUUGGAGGUUGAAGCUUCAGACACAAUUGAAAAUGUCAAAGCUAAAAUUCAAGACAAAGAGGGAAUUCCACCAGAUCAACAAAGAUUAAUCUUUGCUGGUAAACAAUUGGAAGAUGGACGUACAUUGUCCGAUUACAACAUCCAAAAAGAGUCAACUUUGCAUUUAGUACUUCGUCUUCGUGGUGGCAUGCAAAUUUUUGUAAAAACACUUACUGGUAAAACCAUUACAUUGGAAGUUGAAGCAUCAGAUACAAUUGAAAAUGUAAAGGCUAAAAUUCAAGACAAAGAAGGAAUACCACCAGACCAACAAAGGUUGAUUUUUGCUGGUAAACAACUUGAAGAUGGACGUACAUUGUCUGAUUAUAAUAUUCAAAAAGAAUCAACAUUGCACUUGGUACUUCGUCUUCGUGGUGGUAUGCAGAUCUUUGUUAAAACAUUAACUGGUAAAACUAUUACUCUUGAAGUUGAAGCAUCAGAUACUAUUGAAAAUGUCAAAGCAAAAAUUCAAGAUAAAGAAGGAAUACCACCAGAUCAACAAAGAUUGAUUUUUGCUGGUAAACAAUUGGAAGAUGGACGUACACUUUCUGAUUAUAACAUUCAAAAAGAAUCAACACUCCAUCUGGUACUUCGUCUUCGUGGUGGUAUGCAGAUUUUCGUAAAAACAUUAACUGGUAAAACCAUCACAUUGGAGGUUGAAGCAUCAGAUACAAUUGAAAAUGUAAAGGCGAAAAUCCAGGACAAAGAAGGUAUUCCACCAGAUCAGCAGAGAUUGAUUUUCGCUGGUAAACAACUUGAAGAUGGACGUACAUUAUCUGAUUAUAAUAUUCAAAAAGAAUCAACAUUACAUUUGGUACUUCGUCUUCGUGGUGGUAUGCAAAUUUUUGUAAAAACACUUACUGGUAAAACCAUUACAUUGGAAGUUGAAGCAUCAGAUACAAUUGAAAAUGUAAAGGCUAAAAUACAAGACAAAGAAGGUAUUCCACCAGAUCAGCAGAGAUUAAUUUUUGCUGGUAAACAACUUGAAGAUGGUAGAACUUUGUCUGAUUAUAAUAUACAAAAAGAAUCAACACUCCAUCUGGUACUUCGUCUCCGUGGUGGUAUGCAGAUUUUCGUAAAAACAUUAACUGGUAAAACCAUCACAUUGGAGGUUGAAGCAUCUGAUACCAUUGAAAAUGUAAAAGCCAAAAUCCAAGACAAAGAAGGAAUCCCACCAGAUCAGCAGAGAUUGAUUUUCGCUGGUAAACAACUUGAAGAUGGACGUACAUUAUCUGACUACAACAUCCAAAAAGAAUCCACAUUGCAUUUAGUACUCCGUCUUCGUGGUGGUAUGCAAAUUUUUGUUAAAACAUUAACUGGUAAAACCAUCACCUUGGAGGUUGAAGCAUCAGACACCAUUGAAAAUGUUAAAGCUAAAAUCCAGGACAAAGAGGGUAUUCCACCAGAUCAACAAAGAUUAAUCUUUGCUGGUAAACAAUUAGAAGAUGGUCGUACAUUAUCAGAUUAUAACAUCCAAAAAGAAUCAACCCUCCAUUUGGUUCUUCGUCUUCGUGGUGGUGCAAUAAUCAUCUGUGAAAAUUAAAAAAAAAAAACAACAAAAACUGAUACAUUUCCAUAAAUGAAAAUUUCUGUUUAAUUAAUCUUUGCCAAUAAACAUCUCAAAUUAGAAUCAA
Molecule: messenger RNA, 2381 nt
Organism: Aphidius gifuensis
Lineage: Eukaryota; Metazoa; Arthropoda; Insecta; Hymenoptera; Braconidae
Gene: Ubi-p63E
Product: polyubiquitin-A
Exons: 2
Coding region: 215-2290 (691 amino acids)
Biological process (GO): modification-dependent protein catabolic process; protein ubiquitination
Cellular component (GO): cytoplasm; nucleus
Molecular function (GO): ubiquitin protein ligase binding; protein tag activity
Source: RefSeq, a predicted model, not a curated record